AUUACCUUCCUGCAUCUAACAAGAUACCAUUUGUACGUAUUGAGUACUACUUCAUCCUCUCCUUCUUCUGGCACCACGCCAUGACAUCUUUCAUCUCACGCUUCUUCCGGCCCUUUUCUACUAGCUCUCCAUCCCACUCCCUCUCCGCCUCCUCACGCAACAUCACCAUGCCCGACAACGCGAAAAAGGCCACCUUGGCGGCCGGCUGUUUCUGGGGCGUUGAGCACCUCUACCGCAAGCACUUCGGGAAUGGCAAGGGAUUGUUGGAUGCAAAGGUUGGGUAUGCGGGCGGAUACACAGAUACGCCGUCAUAUCGGAGCGUGUGUUCGGGGAAUACUGGGCACGCCGAAGCGCUUCAAGUCAUAUACGACCCCUCCCUCGUGAGUUACCGGCAACUCCUCGAAUUCUUCUACCGAAUGCACGACCCGACAACCGCGAACCGGCAGGGACCGGACGUCGGUACGCAGUACCGUAGCGCGAUCUUCACGGAGAAUAGUGAGGAGGAGCAGAUUGCAAAGGAUGUCACGGAGAAAGUGAGCAAGCAGUGGUACAAGCAGCCGAUUACAACGCAGAUUAUUUCAGCGGAUUGGAAGUGGUGGGAUGCAGAGGAGUAUCAUCAGCUGUAUCUGGACCGGAACCCCGGGGGUUAUGAGUGUCCAUCUCACUUCUUGAGGAACUUUCCGCCGCUUUCGGACUGACUACGAUGGCGAAUAUAAUAUUUAAGAGUGGGCAUCAAAUAUAUAAUCAGUGAUUUCUAUACCUUUGUACGAUUCUUUUAUGGUUUCCAUACAAAUCGUAGCCCAUAAAACAUCAAGGGUUCUCUUUUAAGCUAUGUAUUGCACCCCGCAACUCAUAUAUGUACCCCACUUCAGAUAAACACCACUCAGAACUUUGAUGAUAUGUGAGAUCGUCGUGGCAAAAGGUAGAGUACCUA
Messenger RNA from Talaromyces proteolyticus, 934 nucleotides. Its product is annotated as peptide methionine sulfoxide reductase. Lineage: Eukaryota; Fungi; Ascomycota; Eurotiomycetes; Eurotiales; Trichocomaceae. The transcript has 3 exons. The record is from RefSeq and is a predicted model, not a curated record. Gene Ontology annotation, molecular function: peptide-methionine (S)-S-oxide reductase activity. The coding region runs from base 81 to 698 and encodes 205 amino acids.